GGCCGUUCGAGCCGCCCGAGUCGAGUCCUUGCCUUGUGUGUGUCCGCGACGUCGAUGAAAACAGGGACUCCACCCAUGGUCCGAGCCCCUGACAUGCCCAGCAGAACCGAUUCAGGGAGCUCCGAUGACGCGAAGCCAAGCACUGCGGCGGCCGACGCCGAGGCCCCAGCCGUGGUCGUGCAGCACAGCUUCGCAUCAGUGCAGCCCGAUUUGCCGCGCAAGCCCAACUACUGGAUCAGCUGUUGCAAGGCGUGCGUGCUGCUGUGCCUCGCGCUGCUGUGCCAGCCCAUUUGGUUCGGCACGGCGAUUGUCCUCUCCUUCGCCUUGACUGGAGUCAGCAUCGUUGCGGGGCUGCCCAUCGUCUUCCUCAUCCUCUACUUUUACUCCUUCAUGCCGCACAACGACCUCUACACGCAGCUGCUGCUCCUCUCGUACAAGGUCCUCUUCUUUGCACGCUACAAGCCGACCGCAAGAGGGGACAUGCUGCCGGGGCUACUGAGGCCCAAGGAGCAGCUGGAGAAGCGCGCCAUCGCCUACGCCGUCAAUAUCCUCGUGCCUCUCAGCUCGGAGGAGGAGUUCAAGAAGGACCGCAUCACCUUCACGUCCACGCUGGGCAUCCUCUUCGAGGAGAAUCUGCACCGGCUGCCGUACUACCAGCGCAACGCCGCGUUUGCUCCCGGCGAGGACCCGGUCGAGUACGUCAUGUCCUACGUCGGCGACGUCUUCCCUCAUGUCAACCAGAUUUACAGAGAAAAGACGAGCGACGAGGCGUGCACCCAGCUGGCCUUCUUCGGACUCGGCGCGCACAGAAUCGAGGUCGAGACCGAGACCCGCACAGACGAGCACGGCAACGAAGUCGAGGCCAAGAUGUACGUCGUGCGCACCAACCAGCUGUCGCAGUUGCCCGUCCGCGAGGGCUUCGAGACGUACGGCGGGGACGCAUAUUUCGACGCCGAGUGGCGGAUUGAGAAGAUCGUAAUCCAGACGCAGCUGUCCAGCGAGGGGCUGCCGGGUCCGCUCGUCACGGUCCGGCCCGGCGAGCGCGGCUGGGAGUACGCCAAGUUCUGUUGGAGGUCGUCCCUCUUCUCCCUCGUCACGCUUGUCGACCACCUCUACGGCGUGCACAUGCAGGCGGGCAACGCGUGUGUGGUGGCCAUGCGGCAGCAGCUCUCGAAGGACCACCCGAUACGGCGCUUCCUGACUCCGUUCUCCUUCCAGACCAUCUCGGUCAACGACAACGCCCGGAACAACCUCGUCAACCCUCGCUCGAUGGGUCCGCGCUGCUUCGCCCUCACGGAUAUUGGGAUGGACCUCGCCUGGUCCGCAGCGCCGACGCUGCUGCAGUCCGGCGUCGAGGCCGCCAAGGCGCAGACGGAUCCCAAGCUGUACUGGCGGGCGCUCCUCGACCGCGGCUGGUACAUUGAGAACUGGGUGAAGCCGCGGCUGGGCAAGCUGACGCCGUGGUGGGAGCAGGCGCUCGAGUUCUGGAACGUGCAAAAGGCGUUCGUCACAGCGUUCAUGGAGUCGUACUGGUCGGGGCCCGAGGCUCUUCUACAGGACAAAGAGGCUUUCAAGUUCCUGGUGCAGUCUGUGAGCAUCGUCCAGUCCACGAGCUCCGAUGCAAUCACCCACCUCGCCGAGCUGCCCGCCGAGCUGAGCGCCGAGAUCUUUUGGGACGCCACGAUCAACCUGAUCGCACGCUACACAAACCUCGUCACCGCGGGUCACGAGCAGGUCGGAACUGUCCCGGUUUACGCGCAAGACGCGUCCUUCUGCGCCUUUGCGUGGAAAAAGGGCGAGAUGAUGGCGACGAAGCAGGCGGCGCUCAACGCAGCGGUGCUGAUGGCCUUCACCUCGACGCCGAUGCCCCCUCUGAUGCGCAAGACCGAGGAGGACGACUGGUCCUUCCUCUUUCCUAGCGAAUGGAAGUCGGCAGACGUGCCCAGCCCCAAGGCUCGUGCAGACGCGGCGUACAAUCAGUUCCAGGCGGAUCUUGCUCGGCUGGAGGUGAAGUACCAGGCCUUUAACGACGCUGCUCUUGCCGCCGACGCUACCUUCCCAAACAACUUUGGCAUCUGGGCACACCUGAAGCCGGGCGGCACGGCGUCCGGUGUCUUCAUCAAAUUCGUCCUGGUGGCGGACAAGCCGUUCAUGCGGCACGUGUGCGGCUGCGCGAGCCACAACCACAACUCGUUUGGCGCUCCGUUCUGCAACUGCGAAGACAAGGACGCGACUCACGACGACGGCUGCGGCCUGUACAACCUUUCGCACGACCCAGCCACGCACUACAACGGCUCUAUCACGCCCGAGGUGCUGGCGGCGAGGGCGCAUCUGCCGCUGUGGUACGUGCUCGGCAUGGAGGAGCCCGACCAGUGGCGAGUCCAGUGCGACAAGUGCGGCACGGUGAUCGACAGCAAGAACGGCGGCCUCGCAAAGAUUAAGGAGGUGGAGAAGCACCUCGCCGAGCUCUCCCCGGCCGAACGCAAAAAGGUGCACGAGGAGCACGCCAAGAAGUGCGGCGGCCAGCAUCUCCACCACGGUCCGCUGCUGCCCUACCACCACGCCGCGUACGACCCGAUGCACGGCUUCCACUCCGAGAUCAACGCGCUCUUUGAUGAGUCCGUCAACCAGUACCUCGCCAUCCGUCCGAACGACUCCAAGUCGAUCAAGCAGCUGAAAGAGCAGACGCAGGCCGACUUGAACGCCCGCUGGAAGAAGGAGCAUCUGCCAAAGUUCAUCCAGUGGGGCGAGGACGGCAAGGGCAGCAAGUUCUCGCAGAUGAACGGGCCGACGAUCCGCCGCGUCUUUGCAGCGCCGAGGCUCGUCACGGAUACCUUUGACCUGAUGGCGAAGGGCGCAGGAACUGGCGCCAAGGAGGUGGGCGCCUCCGCAGCCAAGGCGGCCGGCGGCACGAAGAAGGGCAAGGGCGGCAAGGGCAAGGGCAAGCCGAAGCGGAAGGCAAAGGAUCGGGUCGUUCGCAUGACCGACGCCUGCUUGGACUCGAGCGAGGACGAGGCCGCGGAAACCGCGGAGGCGAGCACUGGCGACGGGCACCGCGUCGGGGCGGCCUUCCUCGCCAUCAUGUCCUUCCACGACUGCAUUCGUUCAAACCACAAGCGGUCUGCCAAGGAGAUCACUAUGGACGAACGACUGGUGCUCGCGCGCAAGGCUACCCGCGCGGCGCUGCGCAUGGAGAAGGCGAUGCUCUCUCUCAUCGGCACGCACCGGCGACGCACAUACGCGCACGACAUUGUGUACGGGACGCACAUGCUCUAUGUACUGUACGGCCGCCCGUGGAACGCCGCCACUGAGGGCAGCGAGCACGAGCACCAGAACAUGAAGAAGUACUUCGCGAGGAUGGUGAAUCACCGCACAAAGGGCGCAGACGUGCUCGGCAUCCUCCGGCUCUCGCACGCGUACCGCGCGCUGAUGCAGACGGACGCGGUCCACUGCCUCCCGAGGACGGGGUACGCCGCAGGCCGCGCCAACAUCACCUUUGCGGCGAAGGAGGGUGCGGUGGUCAAGCGAGCGAUGUGGAGGGUGUGAUUAUGGGUGAGAGCGUACCUGGUAAUCCUUGAUUAGUUCUCUUGGAUCUGGU
This is a messenger RNA of Emiliania huxleyi CCMP1516, 3598 nucleotides long. RefSeq lists its product as hypothetical. Gene Ontology annotation, biological process: lipid oxidation. The transcript is spliced from 6 exons. The record is from RefSeq and is a predicted model, not a curated record. Bases 55 to 3546 code for a protein of 1163 amino acids. Gene Ontology annotation, molecular function: oxidoreductase activity, acting on single donors with incorporation of molecular oxygen, incorporation of two atoms of oxygen; metal ion binding. Lineage: Eukaryota; Haptophyta; Isochrysidales; Noelaerhabdaceae.